AUGCCCCGGUUUCAGUUCGAUACAUUCUGCGCCACCAUCCAGAAACAUCGAAUCACCUACGCAUAUGUAGUUCCGCCGAUUAUCCUGGAACUGGUGUCCAAUCCUCGUAUCACUGAGUAUGACCUCAGCUCGCUGCGAAUGAUGCUCUCCGCUGCUGCGCCGCUCGCGGUGGAGUUAAUCCAAACUUUGCAUCAGAAGCUCAAGCUUAGUGUGCGUCAGGCGUAUGGGAUGAGUGAAUGUGCUCCGUGUACGCACAUGCAGACCUGGAACGAGACGCACACCCAUCUGGGCUCCGUUGGCCGUCUUCUCCCGAAUAUGACUGCAAAGUAUGCCCUGGUUGAGGGGGAGACGGGACGAUCUAAAGAGCUCUGGGUCAAAGGCCCGAAUGUCUUUCUUGGAUAUCUGAAUAACCCGAAGGCCAACAGUGAAUCCUUUUCUGAGGAUGGCUAUUAUAAGACUGGUGAUGUGGGGCACAAGGAUGAGAAUGGCCACUUCUAUAUCACCGACCGAGUGAAAGAGUUGAUCAAGUAUAACGGAUUUCAGGUGGCACCGGCUGAACUCGAGGCCAUCGCUCUAGGGCAUCCCGCCAUCACGGAUGUGGCUGUGACGGGUAUCAAGGACGGCCAGUCAGGGACAGAACUGCCCCGAGCAUAUGUGGUUGUGGCGCCGGGAUACGAGGGCAACCAGAGCACUGCUGAUGCUAUAUCCCAGUAUGUGAGUGAUCAGGUGAUUAACUACAAGCGUUUGCGUGGAGGAGUCCGAUUUGUGCAGGCUAUUCCACGAAACCCAUCCGGGAAGAUUUUGCGACGAGAACUGAAGAAGUUGGACCGAGUGGCCAAGCUGUAG
This is a messenger RNA of Aspergillus oryzae RIB40, 846 nucleotides long. RefSeq lists its product as uncharacterized. The coding region runs from base 1 to 846 and encodes 281 amino acids. The transcript is spliced from 2 exons. Lineage: Eukaryota; Fungi; Ascomycota; Eurotiomycetes; Eurotiales; Aspergillaceae. The record is from RefSeq and is a predicted model, not a curated record. Gene Ontology annotation, molecular function: CoA-ligase activity. Gene Ontology annotation, biological process: secondary metabolic process.